Lactuca sativa (garden lettuce) is the source of this 2075-nucleotide messenger RNA. RefSeq names its product high chlorophyll fluorescence phenotype 173 (gene HCF173). NCBI's taxonomy places the organism in Eukaryota, Viridiplantae, Streptophyta, Magnoliopsida, Asterales, Asteraceae. The record is from RefSeq and is a predicted model, not a curated record.
UUCUCUAUGUGGCUGGAGUUUCUGUGUGAGUCUCAGCUGACCUGGCUGACAGGAGGAAGAAGAAGAAGAAGAGCAUCGUCUCUUCAUACACUUCAAUUCUGUCAUUCAAGCAAUGACAACUGCAACCGCCGGACUGACCUCCACGACUACCUCCGGAGUCGGCGGUGGUAAACUUUGUUCCCACAAAAGGAUCGCCAAUGAUUUCGCCACACUCAAUACGUCUGUGAGCAGCUCUAAUGGCUUCAAUUGCUGGAAUGCUGCUACGAAUCAUCCUCGCAGACGUUUGGUGUUCGCAAAGGCUUCUUCUUCGUCUCCUCCUCCUCCUCCCGAAAAAAAACAGGAUCAGAGUGAUAACGAUGAUGUAAUUGACGACGAUCAGAAGCCGUCCUCCGUUUCUGUGAUGAAGAGAUUGGUCGACGCCAAUCCGGUUGGAUUAGGGAGACGAUCCAGGCAGAUAUUCGAUGAGGCGUGGCGGAAGUUCUCGGAAUUGGGGCAGAUUUCCAGGACAACCAGGACGAACGACGAGAGCAGCCUUCUUAUUCAGGAGGGUGGUCCCAUGUGCGAGUUUGCAACCCCGGGGGCUCAGAACACCACCGUCCUCGUCGUUGGUGCUACCAGCCGUGUUGGCCGUAUCGUUGUCCGGAAGCUCAUGCUCAGAGGCUACUCCGUCAAGGCUCUAGUAAGGAAUGCGGAUCAAGAAGUUGUGGACAUGCUUCCAACUUCCGUGAAGAUUGUGAUAGGAGACGUUGGAGAUCCUGCAACUCUCAGGGUUGCUGUAGAAGGUUGCAGUAAGAUCAUCUAUUGUGCCACUGCUCGAUCCUCCAUAACCGUAGAUCUCAACAGAGUUGAUUAUCAGGGUGUAUACAACCUCAGCAAAGCCUUUCAGGACUACAACAAUCAGCUAGCACAGUUAAGAGCUGGAAAAAGCAGCAAAAGCAAGCUUUUACUUGCAAAAUUCAAGUCUGCAGAUUCCUUAAAAGGGUGGGAAGUUCGCAAGGGAACUUAUUUCCAAGAUGAAGUCGCUGCUAAAUACGAUGGAGGAAUGGAUGCCAAAUUUGAAUUCAGUGAGAGUGGAGAUGCAGUUUUUUCAGGUUAUGUUUUUACAAGAGGAGGAUAUGUGGAACUCUCAACUAAGCUAUCACUUCCUCUUGGUAGCACAUUAGACAGGUAUGAAGGUCUGAUAAUUUCUAUAGGGGGAAACGGAAGAUCAUAUGUUGUGAUUCUUGAAUCGGGUCCUUCAGCAGACACCAGUCAAAGCAAUUUGUACUUUGCUAGAAUUAGUACAAAAGUAGGGUUUUGCAGGGUGAGAGUACCCUUUUCGUCAUUUCGCCCUGUGAAUCCAGCUGAUCCACCAUUGGAUCCUUUUCUUGUGCACACUUUCACCAUUCGUUUUGAACCCAGAAGACAGAGACCUUCAGAAGCAGCUGUUGGAGGGAGUCAGGACUUGAGAAGCUUUCAAAUGAUAUUGGAAUAUAUAAAAGCAUUGCCCACUGGACAAGAAACGGACUUCAUAUUGGUCUCGUGUACAGGUUCAGGAGUUGAAGUUAGCAGAAGGGAAAGUGUUUUAAGAGCCAAGAAGGCAGGAGAGGAUUCCCUAAGAAGAUCAGGCCUUGGAUACACAAUAAUUCGCCCGGGUCCAUUAAUGGAAGAACCUGGGGGACAACGAGCUUUGAUUUUUGACCAAGGAAACAGGAUAUCACAGGGGAUCAGCUGUGCUGACGUGGCGGAUAUAUGUGUGAAGGCAUUGCAUGACUCAACUGCAAGGAACAAGAGUUUUGAUGUAUGCUAUGAAUAUGUUGCUGAGCCAGGAAAGGAGUUGUAUGAACUGGUGGCACAUUUGCCAGACAAAGCGAAUAACUACUUAACACCAGCAUUAUCAGCUUUGGAAAAGAAUACAUAAAAUCAUGUGGAUCUGGUAGAGUGUUAUUUUGUUGGGAGAUUUGAUUACAUACAAAAGGGCUAAAUAUGGGGGUAAUUGUGUAAAGAAAAUGGUUUUUGUUUCUAUAUUUUUCUUUGACAACUUUUAUGUAUAAUGCAAAUGUAUAAAGAUAAUAAGUUUUUGUUUUCUUGUUUUA